Messenger RNA from Angiostrongylus costaricensis, 972 nucleotides. Lineage: Eukaryota; Metazoa; Nematoda; Chromadorea; Rhabditida; Metastrongylidae. The record is from the annotation of a GenBank genome assembly.
AUGCCGCAAAAAUUCCAGUCAGUUGCGACUAAAGUUCAGGCGUUUCUCGAAUUGAACAAGAUGUGUCCCUUGGCGUUUGUCACGGUGGUUUCAUACACAUUACGUUUGAAGCAUGAGCAUCUAAUCAUUUCAAACUUGAAGUUGUGCUUUAGCAAAUGUUACACACACCACUUUUUCCUUUACCUUUUUCAGAGUGGAGGUACAAAGGUGAAUUUAGAGAAGAAUUGCGUGCGAUUUAUUGACAAUUUCUCAAUGGGAACUAGAGGUGCAGCUAGCUCCGAGUACUUUUUGAAAGCGGACUAUGCUGUGAUCUUCCUACAUCGAGAAGAAUCUCUAAAACCGUUUUCAAGGAAUUUUCCUCACAUAUUUGAUUCACUAAGGGUUGAUGGCGAUCGGGUUAUUUGCGAUUUGCCCAAGAUCAAAGAAGCUAUCGAACUGACUGCACAAUAUAAAUGUCGGAUUUUGUACGUAGCUUUCUCCACUCUAGAGUCCUAUUUCUUUUAUUUAGAUGAGAUUAGUCGGCAGUUAGCUCCUUUGAAAUCACGUGCGUUGUUAUAUCUAGCAGCAGCUGUUUCUGAUUUCUAUAUCGAAGAGGAGAAGCUUCCUACACACAAGAUCCAAUCAAGUGGUGGUGAGCUAAACCUGCGAUUAAGUCUUGCACCGAAAGCAAUUGACCAGAUAGUUAACAAGAUAGUGCCUGAAGCGUAUGUUGUGUCAUUUAAGCUUGAAACUGACGAGUCGAUACUGGUUCCGAAAGCACGUGCGGCGAUUGAGAAAUAUGGACACGAAUUGGUUAUUGGCAAUGUCUUACAGACUAGGAAGCAUCAUGUGGUUCUAGUUGACGCCCAGAAUACAGAGAACAUUGAUUUGACUGAGGUAAUUCAGUGCGCUUCUGGAAUUGUUAUUAUGAGUACAGAAUAUGCUUUAAAAAUAAAGCUCAUCGAACAGUAUUUCCUAGGAUUGAAUAUGUAG